Lycium barbarum (goji berry) is the source of this 966-nucleotide messenger RNA. RefSeq lists its product as uncharacterized. The coding region runs from base 1 to 966 and encodes 321 amino acids. The transcript is spliced from 3 exons. Lineage: Eukaryota; Viridiplantae; Streptophyta; Magnoliopsida; Solanales; Solanaceae. The record is from RefSeq and is a predicted model, not a curated record.
AUGGGGUUGCACCAAGGAUUAGCUCUUAGCCCAUUUUUAUUUGCUCUAGUGAUGGAUUGUCUGACGCGGCGAAUUCAAGGUGAGGUGCCAUGGUGUAUGUUAUUUGCGGAUGACAUAGUCUUGAUCGACGAGACACGCAGCGGAGUGAACGCUAAGCUGGAGGUCUGGAGACAAACUCUGGAGUCUAAAGGGUUCAAGUUGAGUAGGACCAAGACAGAGUACAUGGAAUGCAAGUUCAGUGACGUGACACAGGAGUCUGGCGUGGAAGUGAGGCUUGGUACUCAGGUCAUCCCAAAGAAAAGAAGUUUCAAAUAUCUCGGGUCUAUUAUACAAGAAAAUGGGGAUAUUGAUGAUGAUGUCUCACAUCGUAUUGGCGCAGGGUGGAUGAAAUGGAGGCUUGCUUCAGGAGUGUUGUGUGAUAAGAAGGUGCCACUAAAACUUAAAGGAAGGUUCUACAAAGUGGUUGUGAGACCGACCUUGUUGUACGGGGCAGAGUGUUGGGCAGUCAAGAGCUCUCAUGUCCAAAAGAUAAAAGUUGCGGAAAUGAGAAUGCUGCGAUGGAAGUGUGGGCACACCAGGCGAGAUAGGAUUAGGAAUGAAGAUAUCUGGGAUAAGGUUGGAGUAGCAUCAGUGGAGGAGAAGAUGAGGAAAGCGAGGCUGAGAUGCAUAAAAGUGAAAAUGACCAUUGACGAGUCAACUUCAUCUUCUGGAGCUAUGAUUAUGCUCACGGCUACCAACUACACGCUGUGGAAACCUCGGAUGGAAGAUUUCCUCAGUUGUAAAGACCUCUUUGAUCCAAUAAAGCUGAAGGGUAUUAAUCCUGACCCGCCCAAGUCAAUAGAGUGGAAGAAAAUUAAUAGAAAAACUAUUGGUCAAAUUCGACAAUGGAUUGACCAUAGUGUCUUCCACCACGUUGCACAAGAAAUCGACGCUUAUGCCCUUUGGAAGAAGUUGGAAGACAUGUAG